Molecule: messenger RNA, 600 nt
Organism: Ogataea angusta
Lineage: Eukaryota; Fungi; Ascomycota; Pichiomycetes; Pichiales; Pichiaceae
Exons: 1
Coding region: 1-600 (199 amino acids)
Source: RefSeq, a predicted model, not a curated record
AUGGGUACGCAGUUUCCUGGCCUCAGUCUGCCUAUCGUGCAGAUCCGCAGCUUCUUCGAUAUCCAGAAAGAUCUCUCCGCAAUAGACACAAUCAAUAAUAACCUGAAAAAGCUAGAAUCGCUGCGACAAGAGGAGCUAGACAGACAUCAAGAUAAGCUGGACGAGUUGCAGCGUGAGCUGGAGCACUUUGAGAGCUCGAUCGCAGAGCUGAAAAAUAACCACAAGUCCAAGGAGGUCAAGGAAGAACUGCUCAAGGUCGAGGACCUCAUAUUCACGAUAGCAAAGCACCUCACAAGUCUUAAUAUGGAACUGAACGCGCUCAAGUUGAAGUAUAACCAAGAUCUUGUCAAACUAGAGAACCUCCAGAACCAGCUGGCCGAGCUGGAGCAACACAGCAUCGAGACGGACGCAAACAAGAACGUUUCGGAGCGCAGCAAGGCGCUGAAGCUCAAGCUCUACGAAAGCCUCGGGCUCAAGCUCGACUUCAACAGCAAGCAGGUGCUGGUGCUCAACAGGAAAUCGCAAAAGACAAACGUUCUGAAUCUCGACCAGGGCUACGACGAGAUGUUCAUCUCGGAAUACAUCUGGGAUAAUAUAUGA